Messenger RNA from Acinonyx jubatus (cheetah), 2891 nucleotides. It is a transcript of the gene MAP4K1, whose product is annotated as mitogen-activated protein kinase kinase kinase kinase 1. Gene Ontology annotation, molecular function: MAP kinase kinase kinase kinase activity; ATP binding. The record is from RefSeq and is a predicted model, not a curated record. The transcript is spliced from 32 exons. The coding region runs from base 459 to 2783 and encodes 774 amino acids. NCBI's taxonomy places the organism in Eukaryota, Metazoa, Chordata, Mammalia, Carnivora, Felidae. Gene Ontology annotation, biological process: protein phosphorylation.
CCCUACAGCGAGAGAAAAGGCUUCAUCUAGCUCAGUACGCAGGCGCCCUCUCGGGGCGAGGAGGCGGGGCUAACGUUUUUCCCGGGCCUCGCGUACCGCGUUGUAGCCCCUAGAACGUGCGCGCGAACUCCCGAGGAGGAAGACGGCUGUCUAGCUGCGCGCCCGCGCGUCGUGUUGCGCGCGAUCGUGAAGUCACAAAACUGCCGGGGUGCACGUAGCAGUCCUUAAUUUGGGCCACAGCCAAAGUUCCCAGGGAGGUGCUCUCUGAGGUCCCCUUUGCCCCAGGCAGCAUCCUGAGCUUUGGAAUUUCAAGCCUUGAACUUGGUCUUCACGCUCCGCCCCAACUCCCGGGGGAUCCCCGGGACCACUAUGACCUGCUGCAGCGGCUCGGUGGCGGCACCUAUGGAGAAGUCUUCAAGGCUCGAGACAAGGUGACGGGGGACCUGGUGGCAGUGAAGAUGGUGAAGAUGGAGCCUGACGAUGAUGUUUCCACACUUCAGAAGGAAAUCCUCAUCUUGAAAACUUGCCGGCAUGCCAACAUCGUGGCCUACCAUGGGAGUUAUCUCUGGCUGCAGAAGUUCUGGAUAUGCAUGGAAUUCUGUGGGGCUGGUUCUCUCCAGGACAUUUACCAAGUGACAGGCCCCCUGUCAGAGCUCCAGAUUAGCUAUGUCUGCCGGGAAGUGCUCCAGGGACUUGCCUAUCUGCACUCACAGAAGAAGAUACACCGGGACAUCAAGGGAGCCAACAUCCUCAUCAAUGAUGCUGGGGAGGUCAGACUGGCUGACUUUGGUAUCUCAGCCCAGAUUGGGGCAACACUGGCCCGACGCCUCUCUUUCAUUGGGACGCCCUACUGGAUGGCUCCCGAAGUGGCAGCUGUGGCCCUGAAGGGGGGAUAUAACGAGCUGUGUGACGUCUGGUCCCUGGGCAUCACUGCCAUUGAACUAGCCGAGCUACAGCCACCGCUCUUUGACGUGCACCCUCUCAGAGUUCUCUUCCUCAUGUCGAAGAGUGGUUACCAGCCCCCCAGGCUAAAAGAAAAAGGCAAAUGGUCGGCUGCCUUCCACAACUUUGUCAAAGUCACCCUCACUAAGAACCCCAAGAAACGACCCGGUGCCACCAAGAUGCUCAGUCAUCAACUGGUGUCCCAGCCCAGGCUAAAUAGAAGCCUGAUCCUAGAUCUUCUUGACAAACUGAGGAAUCCAGGGAAGGGGACCCCAAUUGUCGAGAUCGAAGAUGAGGAGCCUGAGGUGCCCCCUGCCGUCCCCCGGAGGAUCAGGUCCACUCACCGAUCCAGCUCUCUAGGGAUCCCAGAUGCUGAUUGCUGUCGGCGGCACAUGCAGUUCCGGAAGCUCAGAGGAAUGGAGUCCAGACCCACGGCCCACACGGCCCACUUACAGCCCCCUGGAGACUUCAGGAGCAGCAGCCCUAGGAGGCAGCCGUCAGAGUCAGAUGAUGACUACGACGACGUGGACAUCCCCACCCCUGCAGAUGACAUACCUCCUCCACUGCCUCCCAAGCCCAAGUUCCGUUCUUCAUCAGAUGAGGGUCCCGGGGGCACUGGGGAUGAUGGGCAACUGAGCCCCGGGGUGCUGGUCCGGUGUGCCAGUGGGCCUCCCCCACGCACCCCCCAUCUCGGGCCUCCCCCAGCCUCCCGAAGCCCCCACCUAACUGCCCAUUCAGAACCCUCACUCUGGAGCCCAACCCCCCGGGACCCUGGUCAGCCCCCAUUGUUGCCCCCCAAGAAGGAAAAGAUGAAGAGAAAGGGAUGUGCCCUUCUCGUGAAGUUGUUCAAUGGCUGCCCCCUCCGGAUCCACAGCACAGCUGCCUGGAUACACCCCUCCACCAAGGACCAGCACCUGCUCCUGGGGGCAGAGGAAGGCAUUUUCAUCUUGAACCGGAAUGAUCAGGAGGCCACACUGGAGAUGCUCUUUCCUAGCCGGACUACCUGGGUGUACUCCAUCAACAAUGUCCUCAUGUCCCUCUCAGGAAAGACCCCCCACCUGUAUUCUCAUAGCAUCCUGGGCCUGCUGGAGCGCAAGGAGACGAGAGCGGGAAGCCCCAUCGCUCACAUGAGCCCCCACCGGCUACUGGCAAGGAAGAAUAUGGUCUCCACCAAGAUCCAGGACACCAAAGGGUGCCGGGCUUGCUGCGUGGCGGAGGGUGCGAACUCGGGGGGCCCGUUCCUGUGCGGCGCACUGGAGACGUCCGUGGUCCUGCUUCAGUGGUACCAGCCCAUGAACAAGUUCCUGCUGGUCCGGCAGGUGCUGUUCCCGCUACCGACGCCCCUUCCAGUGUUCGCGCUACUGACCGGGCCGGGCUCCGAGCUGCCCGCCGUCUGCAUCGGCGUGAGCCCGGGGCGGCCGGCGAACUCGGUGCUCUUCCACACCGUGCGCUUCGGCGCGCUCUCCUGCUGGCUGGGCGAGAUGAGCACAGAGCACAGGGGACCGGUGCAGGUGACCCAGGUAGAGGAAGACAAGGUGAUGGUGUUGAUGGACGGGUCUCUGAAGCUGGUGACUCCGGAGGGGGACCCAGUCCGGGGACUUCGAACUCCAGAGAUCCCUAUGACUGAAGCAGUAGAGGCCGUGGCUAUGGUCGGGGGCCGGCUCCAGGCCUUUUGGAAGCAUGGAGUGCAGGUGUGGGCUCCAGGCUCAGACCAGCUGUUGCAGGAGCUGAGAGACCCCACCCUCACCUUCCGUCUUCUUGGCUCCCCCAGGCCUGUGGUGGUGGAGACACGCCCAGCAGACGAUCCUACUGCCCCCAGCAACCUCUACAUCCAGGAAUGAGUCUCUGGGGGGGGUGUUAGGAAUCAGUCCCUGCACCCCCCUCCCCAACGGACAUACAUUAGUGAUCAUGACAUGCACUUGUCUCCCAAUAAACAUGGCUCCAGCCUC